AUGCCAGACCGACCCAAAGUUGUGUGUUACCCCGUGUGUUUGAAGCUGAUCUCGCGGCUCAGCGCGGGCACUUUAACGGCACUCCUGUCAACAGCCCCGCUCACUGGCCCGGGGGUAGAACGCCAGAGGCAGACAGUCUGGGCACUGAGUGCUCUGUUGCCCCCCUCCCUCACAUGCCCGCUGCAGAAUGGGCUCGCUUUCGCCAAGCGCGCUCCAGGAUCAAGUCUUCCAAACAGCCACCGUGUCUGGGACACGCUGGUCAGGUUCUGCCAAGACGUGCUGCCAUGGCGACCAUUGGAGAGCAAAGACAUGAGCUGUGUGACUCGCCUCUUCCUCAUCAGGCGACUCAGGAGGAGGACGGAGAUGGCAAACGGAUCCUUCAAAGUCAAAAUGUUGUUGCCCUGCCUGAUGACCGUCCUGCUUGGCCUGCUUGGACCUGCACAUGGUGAAUACGAGCCCAGUGGGGUGUGCUAUGACCGCCUGGGCUGCUUCUCGGACAGCCUGCCCUGGGCCGGCACUGUGGAGAGGCCAGAGCCCCGCCUACCCUGGAGCCCCGAGCAGAUCGCCACCCGCUUCCUCCUCUACACGCCACAGAACCCUGAACAUUACCAGGAGAUCUCUGCCAGUCGGGAGGUCCUGGAGGUGUCCAACUACUCGCCCAGCAGGAAGAGUCGUUUCAUUAUCCAUGGCUACAUCUCCAAGGGUAACCAGAACUGGCCCUCGGAUAUGUGCAAGCUCAUACUGCAAGUGGAGGAUGUUAACUGCAUCAGUGUGGACUGGACAGUGGGGGGGCGGAGCCAGUACCCCCAGGCAGCCAAUAACAUCCGUGUGGUGGGAGCCCAGGUGGCCGAUAUGAUGUCAGUCAUGAAGAGCUCUUUCCAGCAGUCGGCGGGUGAGAUGCAUGUGAUUGGUCACAGUCUGGGUGCUCAUGCUGCAGCAGAGGCUGGACGCAGGACCAAGGGGCUCGGACGCAUCACAGGUCUGGACCCCGCUGAGCCCUACUUCCAGGGCUGUCCAGCUCAGGUGCGUCUGGACCCCACUGAUGCCAAAUUCGUGGACGUCAUUCACAGCGACGCAUCUCCUUUCGGCUCCAACCUCGGCUUUGGCAUGUCCCAGACCGUCGGCCAUGUCGACUUCUACCCUAACGGCGGAGAGCAGAUGCCCGGCUGCCCUCAGAACGCUGCCGUAGAGAACGUGGACCCCAACAACAUCUGGGAAGGCACCCGUUUCUUUGUGGCCUGUAACCAUCAGAGGUCUUAUCAGUACUACAGCGACAGCAUCCUCAACCGCAGUGGAUUCACGGGGUACCCCUGCAACGACUUCAGCACCUUUGAGUCGGGAAGCUGUUUCCCAUGCUCCGAGGGUGAGUGUCCUGUCAUGGGUCACUUUGCUGACACCUUUAAGAUUCCAGAUGGCGUCAGCAAGAUGAGAUAUUUCAUGAGCACGGGAAAAAACGCUCCUUUCGUCCGUUAUCGUUACCAUGUCAACGUUACCAUCGACGGCACCCGCAGGAACCCGGGCUACUUUAAGGUGGCUCUGUACGGUGCAUCCGACAACACACGCCAGUACAGGAUAUUCAUCGGCUUCCUGAAGCCUGGCGGGAGCUACGACGCGUUUGUGGACACGGAGAGGGACGUCGGGGAGGUGACCCACGUGAAGUUCGUCUGGAACAACAACAUCAUGAACCCCAUGCUGCCGCGCUUCGGAGCCACGCGCAUACAAGUGCUGCGAGGGCAGGACAGCAGGACGUUUGAGUUCUGCGGGCAGGAAAAGGUGUUAGAGAACGUUCUUCAGACCCUUUCACCAUGUGGCUCUCCUUGACCAGUAAUAUCAAUAAAGAACACCAUGUGGCUCUCCUUGACCAGUCAUAUCAAUAAAGAACACCAUGUGCAUCUCCUUGACCAGUAAUAUCAAUAAAGAACACCAUGUGGCUCUCCUUGACCAGUAAUAUCAAUAAAGAACACCAUGU
This is a messenger RNA of Alosa sapidissima (American shad), 1969 nucleotides long. Its product is annotated as pancreatic triacylglycerol lipase-like. Gene Ontology annotation, molecular function: protein binding; triacylglycerol lipase activity. The coding region runs from base 1 to 1821 and encodes 606 amino acids. The record is from RefSeq and is a predicted model, not a curated record. The transcript has 15 exons. Lineage: Eukaryota; Metazoa; Chordata; Actinopteri; Clupeiformes; Clupeidae. Gene Ontology annotation, biological process: lipid metabolic process.